GUUUCCCACGUGGGCUCUUGGGUGAUGGCGGCGCUGGUUGUGUCCGAGACUGCGGAGCCAGGAAGCCGAGUCGGCCCUGGCAGAGGUCGCAUCUCUCGGGGGCGACUGGCCAAUCAGAUCCCCCCUGAGGUCCUGAACAACCCCCAGUUACAGGCUGCUGUCCAAGUUCUGCCUUCUAACUACAACUUUGAGAUCCCCAAAACCAUCUGGAGAAUCCAGCAGGCCCAGGCCAAGAAGGUGGCCUUACAAAUGCCAGAAGGCCUCCUCCUCUUUGCCUGCACUAUUGUGGAUAUCUUGGAAAGGUUCACAGAGGCUGAGGUGAUGGUGAUGGGUGAUGUCACCUAUGGGGCUUGCUGUGUGGAUGACUUCACUGCAAGGGCCUUGGGAGUUGACUUCCUGGUGCACUAUGGUCACAGCUGUCUAGUCCCCAUGGACACCUCCGUUCAAGACUUCCGAGUCUUGUAUGUCUUCGUGGAUAUCCGGAUAGACACUGCCCACCUUCUGGACUCGGUCCGCCUCACCUUUACCCCAGGCAGCUCACUCGCUCUGGUCAGCACCAUUCAGUUUGUGUCAACCUUACAGGCAGCUGCACAGGAGCUGAAAGCUGAUUAUCACAUCAGUGUCCCACAGUGCAAGCCCCUGUCCCCUGGGGAGAUCCUAGGCUGCACAUCCCCUCGGCUAUCCAAGGAAGUGGAAGCUGUUGUGUAUCUUGGAGAUGGCCGCUUUCAUCUGGAGUCUGUCAUGAUUGCCAACCCUAAUAUACCUGCUUACCGGUAUGACCCAUAUGGCAAAGUCCUAUCCAGAGAAUACUAUGACCAUCAGCGCAUGCAGGCCACUCGCCAGGAAGCCAUUGCUGCUGCACGCUCAGCCAAAUCCUGGGGCCUUAUUCUGGGAACCUUGGGCCGCCAGGGCAGUCCCAAGAUCCUGGAGCACUUGGAAUCUCAGCUCAGAAACUUGGGACUUCCUUUCGUGAGGCUGUUGCUCUCUGAGAUCUUCCCCAGCAAGCUCAGUCUACUUCCUGAGGUGGAUGUGUGGGUGCAGGUGGCAUGUCCACGCCUCUCCAUUGACUGGGGUUCAGCCUUUCCCAAGCCACUGCUGACACCGUACGAGGCAGCUGUGGCCCUGAAGGACAUUUCUUGGCAGCAACCCUACCCCAUGGACUUCUACUCUGGCAGCUCCUUAGGGCCAUGGACAGUGAACUACGGUCGGGACCGAGCACCUCGGGGUCUCUGCCAGCCUGCAUCUGACAAGGUGCAGCAAGGGUCCAGAGGCGGCUCUCCAGCCCCAGCCUGUGAGAGUUGCAACUGCGCAGACCAGAAGGCUACUUCGCCGGCUCCCUGAGAGGGCCAGAGCAGCAGGGCCCUGUUCUCCGGAGGAGCAGCCUCGAGGCUGGUGGUUUUCUGAGGAGGAAGCCGAUGUUUUCUCUGCUCUGGAAGAGUCCACAGUGUGCAGGGGUCUGCAGGAGGCCCUGGAAACGGUGGCACGGGCCCUUGACACGCUGGGGCCGUUUGAUGGACUUCUUGGCUUCAGCCAGGGGGCUGCACUAGCAGCUUAUGUGUGUGCCCUGGGCCAGGCAGGCGAUCCUCGCUUCCCCUUGCCAAGAUUUAUUAUACUUGUGUCGGGGUUCUGUCCCCGAGGCCUUAAGGAACCUAUCUUGCAGAGCCCCAUGUCACUGCCUUCACUUCAUGUUUUUGGGGAUACUGAUCGAGUCAUCCCUUCUCAGGAGAGUAUGCAAUUGGCUAGCCGAUUCCUUGGAGCCGUCACCCUCACCCACUCCGGUGGUCACUUCAUUCCAGCAGCUGCAUCUCAGCGUCAGGCCUACCUUAAGUUCUUGGACCAGUUUGCAGAAUGAAGGAUGGACAAAUGUCUCCGCACUGCUCCCACUUUGUCCAGCAGCUCUCCCCUGUCUCCUCACCAUGGCUAGUUAAGACAACUGUCAGUUCUCAGGACACACAUAAGCCCAGAGAGCCUGUGAGAAGACAGGGGUGGGCAGGCAGGGGCUGGCACCCCUGUGACUGACAGACAAUAAAGCGAUGCUUUAGAUGUUGAAUGCCUUUCUCCUGCUGCCCCGAUCCUGGGGCAGCACCAAACCAAACCCAAGGA
Molecule: messenger RNA, 2103 nt
Organism: Mus musculus (house mouse)
Lineage: Eukaryota; Metazoa; Chordata; Mammalia; Rodentia; Muridae
Gene: Dph1
Product: diphthamide biosynthesis 1
Exons: 13
Coding region: 25-1341 (438 amino acids)
Biological process (GO): protein histidyl modification to diphthamide
Cellular component (GO): cytoplasm; nucleoplasm; nucleus
Molecular function (GO): 2-(3-amino-3-carboxypropyl)histidine synthase activity
Source: RefSeq, marked validated